UUGUCGGUGUCUGAUGUGAGGAAGGCUGAAGUGAAAACAACUGUGGGUCAGGGUGGGACUCUGAAGGCCGUCGGCUUCUCUUUCCUCACAGGAUUCCCUUCUCUAAUUACUCCAAGAUCCCUGGCCACAUGAACGUUUUAAAGUAAUCAGUCGAUUUCGGGUGGAUAUUCGUGGAAAGCUGGGCGAAGUUAGAUCAGAAAUCUGAGUGAAAAUCGAGUAAAGAAGCCGACAUGGACGAAAAGGCGUUCACGAAAGAGCUGGAUCAGUGGAUCGAGCAGCUGAAUGAAUGCAAACAGCUCUCAGAAAGCCAAGUCAAGAGCCUCUGUGAGAAGGCUAAAGAAAUCCUGACCAAGGAGUCUAAUGUGCAGGAAGUGAGAUGUCCGGUCACUGUGUGUGGAGAUGUUCACGGCCAGUUUCAUGACCUCAUGGAGCUCUUCAGAAUCGGAGGAAAGUCACCAGACACGAAUUACUUGUUCAUGGGAGAUUAUGUUGACCGAGGCUAUUAUUCUGUGGAAACAGUCACACUGCUCGUCGCCCUCAAGGUUAGGUACCGUGAACGCAUUACGAUACUUCGAGGGAACCACGAAAGCAGACAGAUCACACAAGUGUACGGCUUUUAUGACGAGUGCUUACGAAAAUACGGCAAUGCUAAUGUUUGGAAAUACUUCACAGACCUCUUCGAUUACCUUCCCCUCACUGCCUUGGUAGAUGGUCAGAUAUUCUGUCUUCAUGGAGGAUUGUCACCGUCCAUAGACACUCUUGAUCACAUCAGAGCGCUGGAUCGUUUACAGGAAGUUCCUCACGAGGGACCCAUGUGUGAUUUAUUGUGGUCUGAUCCGGAUGACCGUGGAGGUUGGGGUAUUUCUCCCAGAGGUGCAGGCUACACUUUUGGGCAGGACAUAUCUGAGACAUUCAACCAUGCAAAUGGCCUUACGCUGGUCUCUAGAGCUCACCAGCUAGUGAUGGAGGGCUACAACUGGUGCCAUGAUCGCAAUGUGGUAACGAUUUUCAGCGCACCCAACUACUGUUACCGGUGUGGUAAUCAGGCGGCCAUCAUGGAGCUCGACGACACCCUGAAGUACUCGUUCCUUCAGUUCGACCCCGCGCCGCGCAGAGGAGAGCCACACGUCACUCGCCGUACCCCCGACUACUUCCUGUGAAUCUCUCACUCUGCACAGUAUUGCCAUGAUAUAAUAAUCUUCAUUCAGUUUAAAAUAAGAGGAGAGGAAUGGGCAACAGUAUAUAAAAAAGAUUAAAGAGAAAACUGAUCCAGUGAGAAAUGUCUGUGGACCAAAAGGUGUGUGCCAUAUCCAAACAGAUCCGGCUUCAGUCCGACACCACGACCAUGAGAUAUCCGCUCUGUUCCCGUCUGCUCUUGCUUCUGUCCUCCGGUCUCUAGAUGAAUCCAGUCAACAGGCUGUGAAACCCUCUUUGUGUACUUUCUUUUUUUAUGUCUGUUUGCACUUUUUUCAACUGAACGACAGCUAACACAUGUCAGUUUUACAGUUUAUUUCCCCUUUUUUUCCAUGUGGUGAGGGAGGAAUGAGAUUAGAUGCUUCUGUAUCCCAACCGCCAGUAUCUUUCCUACAGUGAAAACAUGUUAAACAAAUGCCAACUACGUGAUAUGUGGCAGACUAAGAUGGCAUGCCAUCGUAGGAAUGCUGGCGUAGCUUCAUAUGAUGGUUUGUGUCUGUAUAAAGGGUACCAGUUCAACAAUAAAGAUGGAUCUUGCUCCUGU
Megalobrama amblycephala (Wuchang bream) is the source of this 1738-nucleotide messenger RNA. It is a transcript of the gene ppp2cab, whose product is annotated as protein phosphatase 2 catalytic subunit alpha b. The record is from RefSeq and is a predicted model, not a curated record. Gene Ontology annotation, molecular function: protein serine/threonine phosphatase activity. Gene Ontology annotation, biological process: mitotic cell cycle; peptidyl-serine dephosphorylation. The transcript is spliced from 7 exons. The coding region runs from base 231 to 1160 and encodes 309 amino acids. Gene Ontology annotation, cellular component: cytosol. Lineage: Eukaryota; Metazoa; Chordata; Actinopteri; Cypriniformes; Xenocyprididae.